CCAAGCAUGCAGGCUUCAGAGGAGGGCUCCAAUCCUGCCACCCCUGUGGCACUGCGCACAUCGGCCUCAGUCCAAGCCCCGGUGGUUCAGCCUGUGCCAGCAUCCCAGCAGCGAGUUUUGGUCCAAGCCACGAGCUCCAUGCCCAAAGGGGUACAGAUGCCUCAGCUGACUCUCCCCAGGGCCCAGCAGGUGCAAACAGUGCAGCACAUCUACCCAGCUGAAGUCCAGUAUAUCGAGGGAGGAGAGGCCGUCUACACCAACGGGACUCUGCGCGCCGCCUACGCCUACAACCCCGAGGCCCAGAUCUACGCCCCCAGCAGCGCCUCUGCCUACUUUGAGCCACAGGGGGGCAGCUCCCAGGUGAGCCCGGGGGCAUCCUCUCCCACCGCCCUCCCCUCCCACAGCAUGGUGGGCCUCGCCCUGGACAGCGGGGGCAGCAGCCAGAUCAUCUCCAGCUCGGGGGCCUAUCUCAUCCAUGGCGGGAUGGAGAACACCCGGCACACCUUGGCGCACACCUCCCGGUCCUCUCCUGCCACGCUCGAAAUGGCCAUUGAAAACCUCCAAAAAAAUGAAGGCAUAACAUCGCACAAAAGCACCCUGCUGAACAGCCAUCUGCAGUGGCUGCUGGACAACUAUGAAACAGCUGAAGGGGUCAGCCUGCCCCGCAGUUCCCUCUACAGCCACUACCUGCGUCACUGCCAGGAGCACAAGCUGGAUCCAGUCAACGCAGCCUCUUUUGGGAAGCUGAUCCGUUCGGUCUUCAUGGGCCUGAGGACACGUCGGCUAGGCACCAGGGGGAACUCCAAGUACCAUUACUACGGGAUCCGCCUCAAGCCAGAGUCCCCCCUGAAUCGCCUGCAGGAAGAUGCUCAGUACAUGGCCAUGCGGCAGCAGCCAGCCCACCAGAAGCAAAGGUACAGACCUUCCCAGAAGUCAGAGGGUGCAGCUGAAGGGGGGCCCAUCAGCACCCCACACACCAGCCCCGAAGAGUCCGUGGCUGCCCAGUGUCAGCACCACCAGCAGUACAUCAAUGUCACCCACGUCCUUCCCGAAUUCCCAGUCCUGAACCUGGAAAAUGUCCUCCUGCAGGAGGGAAUCGAGGCGGACGACCUCCAGACCCUUCAGCUCUUCUACCGACAGCACUGUGAGGCCAACGUCGAGGUCGUCAUGAGCCUCCAGCUGCCGUUCCUCGAGAAGCUCUGGCAGUCCUUCUGGAAUUCCGAGUCCCUUCCCGGCCGAACGGGCGCCGGCCCCACCGGGGCCUCCAGCGAAGAGCCAUACGAAGCCGUCAUUCCGCAACACAAGCUGAUCGCCCUGUGCAAAUGCGAGCCCGUCGUGACGUGGAUGCGGGGCUGCGACCACCUCCUAUACCAAGCCCUCGUGGAGAUUCUCAUCCCGGAUGUUCUCCGGCCUGUUCCCGGCACUUUGACCCAAGCCAUCCGCAAUUUUGCCAAGAGUUUGGAGGGCUGGCUGAUCAGCGCCAUGAGCGAGUUCCCCCAGCCUGUGGUCCAAAGCAAGGUGGGCGUGGUGAGCGCCUUUGCCCAGACCCUGCGCAGGUACACGUCGCUGAACCACUUGGCCCAGGCUGCGCGGGCCGUCCUCCAGAACACGUCCCAGAUCAACCAAAUGCUCAGCGACCUCAACCGUGUGGACUUCGCCAACGUCCAGGAGCAAGCCUCGUGGGUCUGCCAGUGCGAAGAGGGCCUGGUGCAAAAGCUGGAGCAGGAUUUCAAGCUGACCCUGCAGCAGCAGAGCUCUUUGGACCAGUGGGCCAGCUGGCUGGACGACGUGGUCACCCAGGUCCUGAAGCCGCACGAGGGCGGGGCCGGCUUCCCCAAGGCAGCCCGGCAGUUCCUGCUGAAGUGGUCCUUCUACAGCUCCAUGGUGAUUCGGGACCUCACCUUGCGCAGCGCCGUCAGUUUUGGCUCCUUCCACCUGAUCCGCCUUCUCUACGACGAAUACAUGUUCUACCUGGUGGAGCAUCGGGUGGCUGAAGCCACAGGGGAGACGCCCAUCGCCGUGAUGGGAGAGCUCAGCGACCUCACGUCCAUGUCUCCGGCUGUGCUUGAGAAAGACGGCUUCAGCCACCUGGGGGACGAGGCAGAGGCAGAGGCCCGGUGUGCCGGCAAGCCCCGGGUGAAGCGCGAACACAGCGACCCCGGCCCGUCCUUGCAGCAGAUCUAGCCUCGGAGCAGGCAGGCCGUGCGCACUUUGCUCCUUACGCUGCUGAGAGUGCCAAAGCUUUCCAGAAUGCCCGCGGGGACACGCAGGUCCCCCACGAUGGCAUCGUGCCUCUUAGUUCCUCCUCACGUGUACGUGUCGUCGCCGAAGACGGGCCGGCGUCCAGCCAGGCGGUUGACUGGAA
This is a messenger RNA of Candoia aspera, 2365 nucleotides long. It is a transcript of the gene RFX2, whose product is annotated as regulatory factor X2. Gene Ontology annotation, molecular function: RNA polymerase II cis-regulatory region sequence-specific DNA binding; DNA-binding transcription factor activity, RNA polymerase II-specific. NCBI's taxonomy places the organism in Eukaryota, Metazoa, Chordata, Lepidosauria, Squamata, Candoiidae. Gene Ontology annotation, biological process: regulation of transcription by RNA polymerase II. Gene Ontology annotation, cellular component: nucleus. The transcript has 17 exons. Bases 7 to 2184 code for a protein of 725 amino acids. The record is from RefSeq and is a predicted model, not a curated record.